Messenger RNA from Nerophis lumbriciformis (worm pipefish), 2069 nucleotides. Its product is annotated as coiled-coil domain-containing protein 42 like-2-like. NCBI's taxonomy places the organism in Eukaryota, Metazoa, Chordata, Actinopteri, Syngnathiformes, Syngnathidae. The record is from RefSeq and is a predicted model, not a curated record.
CGUCCGACAGGUAGGCGGCCACGGAUAAGACCCAGGACAUGUUGGGAAGACUGUCUCCCGGCUGGCCUGGGAAGGCCUCUGGAUCCCUGGGAGGUGCUGGACGAAGUGGCUGGGGAGAAGGAAGUCUGGGCUUCUCUGCUUAGGCUGUUGCCCCAGCCACCCGACCUCGGAUAAGCAGAAGAAGAUGGAUGGAUGGUUCUGGAAUAUACAAAAUAAGACUUACAGUGAAGGGAGAAGUCCGGUCCUUAGUUUUCUGAAAAUGUGGCCCCUAAGAAACAGUUUGGUUGAGUGUCUCUGGCCUGUGAUGUCACUAAUCAUGUGAUGUCACAUUUGAGUCAUCACUAUGGUGUAACAAGGAACGUGAUUACAUAAGCGUGGGCAAAGAGGAUGACAUAAAGUGAUGCAUAGGUGUUGCUACGUGAUCUUGGCGAGUUCAGGUCUAGAGGAUCCUCUUGAGCUGUACUUCUUGUCGAAUACUCAAUAUUCCAGUCCAGCGGGGGUAAUGUCCAACAAGGUUCCAAAGGUGAAAGUGAAGUCCACUCACGCAAACACAAGGCAACAUUCGCAGGCGCUGGCGAACAAGCGCUCCCCGGACUGGGAUGGCAUUUUCAAGGAGAUCCUCAUCCGACGCGAGGAGAAGGAUCUGGAGGCCCAGUCGGACGAUCUCCAACAGCAGCUGGACAUUCUGAAAGUGCGCGAGAGUGAGCUCCUCCAGGAUAUAAAUGUGGUGGAGGAUCUGUUCUUAAGCAGGGAGCCCUUUAAGGCGGACGCGGUUGUGGACGAAGCCACGGACAAAGUGGAGAAGGAGAUGACCAAGGUGUACAACAAGGAGGAGGAGAUCAAGAACCUGACUGUGGAGUGUGCGGAGCUCAGGCAGAGGAAGCAAGAGCGCCAAGACGUGGUCCACUCGCACACCAUCUACCAGCAGUUCAUGCAGAAGCUGGUGAGCAUGACACUCUUUGAAGACGAGGAAGCGCUGACUCACCACAUCGAGAGUCUGCACAACGUCGAGGACCAGCUCUCUCAGCGGGAAGGCGAAGCGUACGAGAAAACCAACCAGCAGAGGAAAACCCAGCUGACUCUUCAGAAGCAGUACGAGAUGGAGAGGCAGGAACUGGACAUGGAGCUGACCCAGCUCAUGCCCGAACUGUUCGAAUCCAAGAUCCGGGUGGAAUACUGGUUCAAGGAGUGGAAACGCAUCGAGGACACCGCCUCGAGAAAACUGAACCUGCUGGCGCAGAUCAAGAUGUCCAUCCUCAGCCUCUACGAGCUGAUCGGCGGCAAGGUCUGCGAUAAGCAAGGCGUGGCUUUGAACGAGACAGAGAAGCAGUUGGAGAAGAUCCACGCCUUCAUGCUGGACCACUUUGAGAUCAUCAAGGAGUACGAAGCCCAUUCCAGCGUGGGCAGAUAACUCAGAAUUACUGUCGGUUCUGGUCUGCGGGCAGCAAGCCCAGAACAUACUUGCCAACCCUCCCGGAUUUUCCGGGAGACUCACGAAAUUCAGCGCCUCUCCCGAAAACCUCCCGGGACAAAUUUUCUCCCGAAAAUCAGGCGGACUCAGGUCCUCAUGGACCUGAGUCCGCUAACCCACAAUAUAACCAGCAUACCUGCCCAAUCACGUUAUAACUGCAGAAUGAUGGAGAGCGAGUUCUUGGUUUCUUAUGUGGAUUUAUUGUUAGGCAGUUUCAUUAACGUCCUCCCAGCGCGGUAACAACACACAACAACAGCAGUCACGUUUUUGUAUACCGUAAAGCAGUUCGUCUGCCGUAAACAGCAAUGUGACACUCUUAAACAGGACAAUACUGCCAUCUAGUGUUAUGUGUGUGUAUAUGUGUAAAUAAAUGAACACUGAAAUUCAAGUAUUUAUAUAUAUAUAUAUAUAUAUAUAUAUAUAUAUGUAUACAUUAGAGAUGCGCGGAUAGGCAAUUAUUUCAUCCGCAACCGCAUCAGAAAGUCGUCAACCAUCCGCAAUCCACCCGAUCUAACAUUUGAUCAGAACCGCAUCCGCCCGCCAUCCGCCCGCACCCGCCCGUUGUUAUAUAUCUAAUAUAGACGAUGCAAGACAUUAG